Molecule: messenger RNA, 10521 nt
Organism: Amoebophrya sp. A120
Lineage: Eukaryota; Dinophyceae; Syndiniales; Amoebophryaceae
Source: the annotation of a GenBank genome assembly
CGCGCGAGCUCCAUCUGGGGUUAGCUCAGGGAACAAGUAAAGCAGCCGGCGUAAAAAUAUCUUCUAGAUGCGUGAUGUUGACCUCGAACGCGCUGCUGUCUAUAGCCUCCUGUGGCCUGUACAGCUUAGCUUACGACCUACUGAUUGUUGUAGCACUUCGAAAAUUAUUCUCCUAGAGCUUUGUUUGUACUGAUCUUCUAGUACGACCUAGAGGAGCAGAGAGCGAAUUGUAUAUUUCAAGGAUCGUUGUACAUCUACUGUCGGAUUUGUUGUUUGAAGUUUUGUCGUAUAAUUCACAACACUCUCUGUUUUGAGUGCAUAGAAGUAGUUUUUUUGAAGAAAAGCCAGCAUGCCGGACGAGGCGGAGGGAGCAGACCCUGGCAGCAAGCUAUCCAAUGCAAAUACUAUAUGUCUGGGUCUGGAAAGAACUUGUGAUGCAAAUCUGUGAAUGGCAGGUCGUGCACUGCAGUGCGCAGCCAAGGAUGACAAGUUUAUGACGCGCUAGGUGUUUCGUCGUUUUCCGCAUAGCAAACUGCGUUCUUUUUGCCUGACAGGCAAGGGACCCUUUUAUUCCUGCUCACACAACACAGGUUUAAGACUCAUGCCAGACAAGCAUGACAAACUUGCAUUCUUCCAGACAUGAUCCAGGGAUAUUUGCAAUGCAUACAAGCCAGCAGGGGACGAUCAAGCGGAGCCGGCAUCCCCAGAGAAAAAGUCGAAGAAAGAGAAGAAGGAGAAUAUCCUAUAGCAAAAACGUCCCCAUGAUUCCAGAGUUCUCAUGCAGAUUUGCAAUUUUACAGGAAUUAUGCUUGUAAUGCGCACUUGCACGCGAAUUUGUGUCCGAUCGUGCUUUGGAAUGAUUUGUAAAGCUGUAAAAAAACAGGAGAAGGGGAUAGAUUGAUUUGUGACGCGGGUCGUCGUGUCCUUGCUAAAAGUUGUAACCUGCAGCUGCACUACAAUACAGAGGGAACAAGCUUGGCAACAUGCGUGACUCCUAAAACUUCUGGAUUUGUCCUUAUUUUUGCAGAGUUCUUUCUUCCCACUUAUUGACUUUCGUGGGGACGUUUUUACACAGGAUAGGGAAAAAAUCGAAGGAAAAAUCGCCCGACAAGGACGAGGGAGAGAAGGAAAAGAAAGAGAAAAAGAUAUCCUACGUAAAAACGUCCCCGCGGUAUGGUCAAGAUGGGAAAUCUGCAACACAAAUCUCCAAGUUUUGGGAGUUCUGCAUGACAAGUUUCCGUCUGCAGUGGAGUGCUGGUCAGAAAGGAAAGCCGCAUGAGAAAGCCAUUUACUCAUGAUGUCUACAGCAUUACAAGUUCCAAAACACGACUGGAAAUGCCUCUCAAGGAGAUGCGCAUUACAAACGUUUUCAGCAUGACAACUCUGGGGUCGUGGGGACGCUUUUACACAGGAUAAAAGAAAAAAUCGAAAGAGAAAAAAUCAAAAAACGACGACGAAAAAGAGUCCGCGAGAAGUCCCAAGCCCGACGAGGGCGAAACCAAGCCGGGCGAGGAAGCUCCUGCUACGGCACCAGAUGGGGUCCAACAAGUAGAGGCGGAAGCGAAAGCCACAGAGGGUGAAGUAGAUGCGGAGCAGAACAACCCAACAGCUGGAGAUGAGGGCAAAGGGGAAGGCGAAGCGGCAGUAGGAGACGGGGAGGAGGCCUCUGGAAGCAAGGAGCCAGGACCAGAGACAAAUGCACCAGACGGAGAGCAGGACGAGAAGCCGGCCGGAGAGGACGGGGAACCAGCAACAGGAGAACAGGGAGCAGCAAAAACAGCACCAGACGAGCAAGCAGAAUCCUCUGCCCUGGCUGCACCGGCGGAGCCAACAGUGACGAAAAUAGAAAACGACGACGAAAAGGAGAUGGUGGUCAAUGUGUCCCUACCCGGGGAGGGGGAUAUCCAAGAAAAAAACUGUGUUAGUGUAACUAUUUUUGGCUGACAGCGUCACAAAUUCGCUCUACAUUACAGAGAAAACCUGUCAUGCGUGGUUUGUAAGGGAAAACACACAUGAAAAGAGGACUGCGUGGCUGUCUGGCAUGACAGGCGUAACUCUGUUGCGUGUUCGGCGUCACAGAUUUACACUUACACAGUUUUUUUCUUGCGAUAGGUGAGGACGGCGGAAUAAUAAACCAGCAGACCACAUUCAACGCCAGCAAUAAGUCCCUCGACCUUGCGCAGCAGCAGAACCAAGUGCAAAACAUCAUUUCCACACUGCAGGACGCGAUCCAGCAGCUAACCGAGGGCACGCAUCUAGUCGACAAUAUCGAAUGCAAAUACGAUUGGGUCCGGAUUUGUGAUGCGAAAUUUGAAGGAUAGCGAGCAUUUGUGAUGCAUGAAUACGAUUGGGCAGAAGUCUUUUUGUCAUGCUGUGAAAUAACUCAGUUUGUCAUGCAAAACACGGUAGAAACCUCAAUACCAAUGGAAAAAUUUGUGAUGCGCAGAUGCCGUACAAAACAUCGCUCUGCCAUCAUGCAUGGCUCAGCAACACAAAUUCGUCGCGUCUGUCCAGACCCAGAUCGAUAUUUUUGCACUGGAUAGACAACCAGGAGCAACGAAAUCAGCUUUUGGUGAAGCAGCAGCAACUGCGCAACCACUGUAUCAAAUGCAAAUAAUAUGUCUGGAUCUGGAAACUUGUAAUGCUGAAAGGUCAUGAAUGAGUGCGCCUUUGAGAUUGAGUGCAGUGAAGCAUAACAAAUUCUUCGAACGCUCACUCAUGGGUAGCACGCAUUACAAACUGCGACUUUGCAUGACGAAAAUGCGCUGCUUUUGCUCUGCUCAUGCAAUACAGAUUUUUCAGGAAUGCGAGACACGCAAUACAGGUUCACCCUCUCCAGAGUCAGACACAUUUGCACUUCAUACACCGUGUCGAACUGCAGAUGGUGUUGCGAAACAGCAUGGCGGAGGGCGGGGAACAGCAGCUGCAAGGGGGCCCUACGCCGUAUGGGAUUCUCAAUUGUUACAUUCUCAAGAACUGUUACAUGAAUUUGUGAUGCAAGAAUGGCAAAAGUGCUAGGGGAAAGAUUUCGCCUUUUGCAUAACAGGUUUGGCACAGAUUUAGAUGCUGUUCAGCCCUUCGGAAAUUUGUCACGCAAGGCAGCUUGAUGAUGUCGAUACUGAUGAGUGUUUUGCAUGACAGAUUCAUGUAACAGCUGAGAAUGUAACAUUUGAGAACGCCAUAUGCCGGACGAGGAGCAAACCAAUCUGAUACACCCCGCAAGCGAGGAACAGAUGCUAUCGAAAGGAAAAAUCCCCCCUCGCCAUAUCAAAACGAAAUUUCUGAUGCUGGAUUUGUGUACACAAAUCCGAGCUGUCUUGCUGGAGAGCACUGCAGGAGGCCCAUGCGAAGUGUGAGUAGCGAGGCUUUGGCCUAGGCACUUAGCAUGAAAAACAUCCACGCUGUAGGCCCAACAGCAUGACAAACCGCCGGCACAAUGCGGCGGCUGUCUGUGGAGUUGCCUUCUUGCAAGACAGGCACGAUUUGUGACCACAAAUCAGCAUCACAAAUUUCCAAAAAUAUAUCUUUUCAGUAUGGGGAGGGAGGAUUUUUCCUCUCAAUAGAUGCUGGGCGCCGAUCCAGAGUUGUCGGAGCUACCCCCACUGUCGCUCCAGGAACCGCAGAUGCCGUCCGUAUCCUGUGCAGAAGUAUCGUACUCGUAUUGCAGUCAUGCGUUGCAAAUCCUUUUGCUAAGGUCAAUCCGCAUUACAAAUUUUAUUUCUCAUGCUGAGGAAAUUUGUAAUGCAUUUAUACGAGUACGAUAGCGAUACUUUUGCAGUUCAUAGUCCGAAGCGUACGGCAACGUGGACCUGCGGGAGAUUGUGGCGGGAUUGGAAGUAUCAAAUGCAAAAUUGUCUGGGUCUGGAACUUCGCUCGACUUGUCAUGCAGGUUUUCCAUGACCCAUAUGAUCUGUAAUGGAGGACCUAGCAUUACAGGUUUCGCGAGAUCACUAUCAUGCCCAUCCUGCAUGAAAAACUGCCUUACAACUUGAUCAAAAGUGGGCAACAUUUGGUAAUCAUGCAACACAGAUUUUCGCGUGAUUCAGCUUUAGCAUCACAAGUUCCACCAAUCUUCGAGAUCCAGACAUUUUUGCAUUUGAUAAGAAGACUUGGGCUCGCAGUCGCCCUUACUCCGGUCCUUAAUCGCACAGAACGCAGCUUUAUCAAAUGCAAAUAUGUCUGGGUCUGGAAGGUUGGAACUUGUGAUGCUAAGUUUGGACUCUAAAAAAAUCUGUACUGCAUGACCGGCAAGAGGAGUCUAGUUUGUGCUACGCGGGGAGGGCCUUUGUCAUGCGCAGUAGGCAUCAGGAAGGGUUCUAAAAGUCGGUGAUGGUAGGGCAUGCAUCACACACAAUCCUGGGUCAUGCAAAAUCUGCAUCACAAACUCCUGCAUUCUUCCAGACCCAGACAGUUUUGCAUUUGAUAAGCCUCGCAGAAUCCAAGUAAAAACACCGCGGUGCCCGGGGACUUCGUGGGGAUAUCGUAAGGAAAAAUCCACCCUCCCCAUAUCGAAAAGAAAAUUUGUGUUGCUGAUUUGUGACCGCAAAUCAGCGUUGUCUUGAGUACACGGCAAACGGCACCCAUGUGGCGCAUUGUGCAGCGAGUAUGUCAAACUUGUUCCUCAUCCUCAGCUGCUGGCCGGAUGCGUAGUACCUAAAUGGGCUUAGAAUAUGCCGCCACGCUCUUGCUGCAAUAGAAAGCUCAUUUGUGUACACAAAUCCAGCAACACAAAUUGCCAUUUGGAUAUGGGGUGGGGGCUUUUUUCACUUUGAUAGGGGACGACUGCUGGUGCUCAUAACGACGAUUUCGAUGACAGACCCAUGUCGGUAUCCAGUGCAAAUAUCCCUGGAUGUCUGGAAAAGUUGAACUUGUGAUGCUGCUUUUGGAUUCCGAAGAAAUCUGUAUUGCCUGAGCAGCAAAAGCAGUCAGGUUUUUGUUAGGUGGCCAGGGCAUUUCUCAUGCGGGACAGACAAAGAAGCACUCAGAAGGAUGUCAUGCUAGGGAAUCCAUUACAGAUGAUAUCAGAGGUCAUGUAAAAAAAUCUGCAUCGCAAAUCUUGCACUCUUCCAGACCCAGACGUAUUUGCAUUUGAUAGUCAGUGGCGUCCAGCGAGUUCGAGAGGGAAGUCGAUCGGGUGAGGCAAAUCCGGCGGAAAAUUGAUUUAGCGAAGGAGGGAAAAAAUGUCACCGAGUUUGACAAAGAAGAGGAUGGGGUGUGGUACUGAACAGGCUACAUUUAUUUGCCCACUAGUUUGGUCUUUUUUGCUGGUGCAUGAGAGGUAGGGAUGAGAAGUAGAUGAAAAAGAGUUUAUUGUCACGCAGAAGAUCAAAGAGGAGUAAAGUGUUGGUUUGUCAUGCAGGGUGAGAUAAACAAGCACGUGCAGGGUUCACAAAACACACAGGUACGAAAUCGACGAAGCAGAAAAAGACGUGGUCGACCUCCGUCGCAUGCGAAGGCAAAUCAGGUGUCUCUUUGGGACGCAGACCAGGCCCGAAGUCAGUCGCAUGUUCGAUUCACCCACAACCAGCACGGGCAGCGGAGAUCGGAAUGCGGCGAUACGGUACUAUAACAGAAGCUUUAUUCAUUGUCAUGCAUAAAAUUAUCGGUACUGUGAUGGGUUGUGUCAUGCACACCACGCAUUCCAUUCCCUUCCGACAUAUUAUUAAAGCCAACCAACCAUCUCAUCUCACCUUGAACUUUCAACAGGCAGUCCCUUUUCGACGAGUUUGGGAGGUCACCGGUGGUAAACCAGAGUAAUGCCGUCGGCUCCUCUUCCUCGCACCACAACCCCUCCUUCCUGCGGCAGCCCAACAACAAUUACCCAAUAUCGCCCAAGCUGGGGCAGCUCACCAGGAAUAGCGACGCGCGGGAGAGUAUGCAUUCUGCAAAUAUUAUGUCUGGGUUACUUGCAAUUUGUCAUGCUAAAAAUCUGUGAAUUUCAAUUUCAAGCGGACAGAAGUCAAUACGCAGCCAAGCAUGACAGAGUUAUUUUGAACAGUGCCGUAGUGCCUAUAAUAAUGCGCAUGAGAAACUUCUGCGCUACUCCGAAGGAUGCGUUUCGGAACUCGGGAGUAUAGUUGGAGUUCAGCAUUCCAAGUCUGGCAUGAACCUUCAAGACCCAGACCACAUACUUGCAAUGUCGAUAGGGAAGGAAAAGGAGAUGCAAUCGAUACUGAAGAACAUACCAAAUAACCCGGACUGGGCCCAGGAGGUGGUGAAAGCCGCAACUGCACCGGGGAAUCAGUGGCACCUUUUAGGGAACGCCAAUGUAUUCUAUACUAGUACAGUUUUAUUUGAUGGUGAAAUUUGAAGAUGGAUAAAGAAAUGUCAACAUCUGCUCCCACGUGCAUGGCUGGUGCAUGACAAAUCCUCUCACUUUUGUUUAUAAACAUGUACCACGUCGGAUGAUGAACAUGAAAGAGUAGUAAAGAGAAGUACAGCACCUCUGUCUUCGUCAAAUAAAACAGCCACCACCUCCGAUAGGCAGCGGCGGAGUAGGAGGGGGUGCGGGUCCGUCGGGUUACAUAUCAGUGUGUACAUCAAGAACUUAUUCUGUCGUCCCUCCUUUGUAUUUUGCAAAUAUGCAAAUCCUCUGUGCGUUUUCCUUUUGGCACUAUAAUUCGCAUGACCAAUUGUCCUGCAAGACCUGCUCUCUACAGGAGGUGAGACACACGAUGUUGUGCUCCACUCUCAUACUACACGAAGAGCAGUUACCCGUCCAAUGCCGGCUACCAGCAGCAGUCGCGCAAUCAUGCCUGGAUUGAGGACGCAGAGAGGAAAUUACACUCAAAGCUGUUGCCGUCGAAGCAGGAGCAGAUAAUGUCGCUGGGGUCAAAUCGACAAUACAUCGGAGAACUGUCCGUGGACAAUAAGCCGGAGGGUAGGGGCGUGUUGGUAUUGGCAGAUGGCAGUCAGCACGUGGGGGAGUUUAGAGUACUUUUGUUUGUUUCUCGGAUAAUUUGCCUCUCGAACAAACUCGAACAGAAAAAAACUGGAAACAGGAAACAAGCAAGCUAUAUGAAAUUUUAUCAUAUACUUGCUGUUUGUUCCAUUUCUGUACUAGUGAAGAAAGAUCUACUUUUAUAAUAUAAAUCCUCCCAGGCCGGGCGCGCAAACGGCAGUGGAAUUUUCCUGUCCACGAAGGGUAGUGUUUUAGUCGGCGAGUGGGCCGAAAAUCGGAGAGUCGGAGAGUUUCUCAUCCUUGACCACACGGGAAUCUGCUACAAGGAAAAGUACUGAUUCGUCUUUCUGUGACAGCAGUACUGUCAUUUUUAAUGUGCUGUUGGACUGAUCUUCCUAUCAAGGUUCAGGGUCACGACUAGUCGUCUGUUAUCUCCGUUAGAAACCGAGCUUCACACACAGCGAGCACGGAGGACUGAUGAAUAAAGAACGCAUGAUCUUCCGUGAAUAACGCGCCAAUUAUUUCUACUACUGCUCUCGGAAACAGGUACGAACUGGGGGAGCGAACGUCGCGGGAUCGGAUCACACCGGAAAACGCGCCGCCGGCAAAACAGCAGUCCACGCUCUGCAUCCGGUGCCAGUCCAGGUUCUACCCGGAAUUUAACCACUAUGGAAGCGUCCGGUUUGAAAUCGUCAAAGUCGAAAGAAUUUGUAAUGCAUAAAAUGCGACACGAAAAGUGACUCUAUUGCAGAGGACCCACGGGAGGCAGAUUAUAGUCCUGGUAAGGGUCAAAAGUUGGACUGCUAACUAGCAUGACAGAAGGCAGCUCUUUUGCCCUAAGCCGCGUGACAGACUCGCUUCCAGGAUCGGGGAAAUUUGUCAUGCGCCGACUACAAACUGUAGGCCUAACUGGUAUCCGUUUUAUGCAUGACAAACUAUUUCAACUUUGACGAUUUCAAACCUGACACAUCCAUAAGCACCCGUGGGCCUGUCGGACGUUGCGGGGGUCCGGGAGCGACGGUGCCGGCGAGGGGGAAUUUAAAUUUGCCGAGCACGUUGCUUUCACGGCCUGCUCGUAGUAGUUCUGGAACUUGGGCAAUGAAAAAUGGAAGGAGGAGCCUCUCCGGAGGUGGAAUUACUAUACUCAAAAAGCCCCCGUCUCCGUAGUUCUCAAUACAACACUCUUGAUCUUCCGUUUCUUGAUAGUAGGUACACCUUUUGUAUGAAUGCCAGCAAGCAGAUUUUGUAGAAGCAAGAGAGAAGUGCUUCGGCCUGCCAAAAAUAACGAGUAUGAAACAGCGAUGCGAAAUUCUAAAAAGCACGCAAAUGACACGCAAAGUACUGACCUAUCUUGAAAUGACAUCUGAAAACCAACCGGGAAUACUACCAGAAUCGCUACGCAAAGCGAUCCGGGAGAACGUGCAACGGGACACAUCGGAGCAGCCGAAAGAAGAAAAAGAGCAGUUGAAAUUGGACUCGGUCGUGCCGAAUCACAAGGCGCUAGUGAGGCUAGUGCCGUGGGUGGACAUGGUCUAGGAAGAGGAGGCGAAUCAAGGCGGGUGCGCCUGCUACGAGUGCAACCCGAAGAUGUGCACCUGUUUGCCGGUCUGGCGAAAAAGGCGACACAGAGCUACGAGAUUCGGAGCGAUUUGCAGCAGACGAAGAAACCCCCCGGUGUUGGGGCAGUCGGGGGAGGUAAUUCCCUACCGAAGUUCGGAAAGGUGCGAAGGUUUCCCGGACCGAAGUAAAGAGUACGGAAUAGCAUAGUUACUUGAUCGCGCUAGAUUUUUUAUGUUCGUGUAGUCUUCCAGUAGUACUCUUCUUAGUAGGCUUCUUUCAGUUAAGACCAGUCAGUCAGGACACGCGCAAACAUCUUUCACACCAUAGCAGUUCACGUUCAAAACGAAGAAACAAAAAUAUAAAAAACAAAAAUGAAACAGUUACACCUCAGUAAAAAGCUCCAACGUAGCAGCGAGCAGGAAGGAGAAAGUGCGUCACACGAGCGGGGUGCGUAGGGUGUUGGUGCGGGAGGAGCGGAACUACGCAUUUCCAAUCACACUGGUGACGCACGGCAUCCGGGAUGGCCGCAGCAGGAGUACGAACACACAGAGAGGUUUUCCGUCUGAGUUUCCACACCGAAAAGUACGAAGACGCCAAAUACGGGCACCAUCGUCACAGAAGAAAAGGACAAAAAUCGCAAAGAAGAGUACAGCUGAUGCCCACUCAAAAUUUCUAGGUCCCGUCGCGUAAAAAAUAGAGCGCAAGAAAAAAAAAUAAAGAAAGAAGUACUACACGGAAGCGCAGCACCCAAAACACAAAGCAGGUCGUGGCAGACGCAGCCCGCGUAAGACUUCUACUAGAGGAGCGGCACCUGCGUCUGUCCGGAGGAGGUGCCACUUCUGUUCUUUCGUAGUUUCGUUAUGAGUGCUUCGUGUCCUGAGAGGAAAUCCGGAUAUCAAAACUCAAAAACACACUCUUGCUGGUUGCAAAACCAAGUGCAACCUACGCCGAUGGCCCCGGCCGGGCGCAGGUAGAACUUCUUGUACUCGUUCACCACAACAGCGGGGGGAUCGACGAACCCUCGCUGCGGGCUUCAGCCUACAGGUAACUCUGUUGCGGUUGCCCCUCAUUACUACGUCCUCGCGCAGUGGCUCACAUCCUCUCGUCGAACAGGUGUGGCGUCUGGGCACUCCGGGUACGGGCCUUAGGUCACCAACCGGUUGUCGCUCCAGCGCCACAAACCCGAAACUCUCCAGUAUACGUGUCCAGAUACAAACAGGUCCAGAGAGCCACUGAGCAUGCAGCAGCUGGGUUGGGUGGGGCGAUCGCAGUACAGACUCGGUAUCGGGCCUCGAGCGGAAAAAGGAAGACAAUGGGUGGCACUGAAGUCCUAGGUUUUGCACACCCGGAAGGACUAUUUGCCCACCUUUACCGAUCUAUUUCCAGCUCGGCUUGUCGAUACCAGAACUAUGUCCUAUAGUUAAGCUUAAGAAAGUAAAAGACUAGUAGAUAGAAGCUUACUAUAGAGGUUUCCUCCUCCUCCUCCUUCUUGAUAGUAGGUACAAGCUGUUACGAAUAGGAAUAGGCAGAUGAGGAAGAAGAAGAGUUGUAUCUUGCAAAGAACAACCGCAAGAAGAAGAACGCCAGGAAUCUAAGUACUUCACACGUAUAAUUGAAGAGAACCAGUCUACUUGCGUUGAGCAGUAGCAGUCUCUGUUGAGGAUGGAUUGUCAAAAGAUUGUCAAAAGUAGAAAAAGUACAAAAAACAGUCGUUUUGAAUAUUAGCAAGUACAAAAGUUGAUGCGACGUAUAAGAAUGUGAAUACGACAAAGCUCGGGCAGCGAGUUAACGUCGCGUCGUGAAGAAAACCUGAUUUUAUUUUCGUAUAUAUUGCAGCAGAAAAAAUAGGAAUAGCAAACAAGUAUCUACGUACAGACGCGCCGGAAGACUAGUCUGAUCAAUGCCAUAUCGGAACAGAGAUCAUGUUGAAGAAAAUGAGAAGAAGCAAUGAAAAAGCAUGACGCAAUCGUCGUGUGUAUUAAUUACGUAGAAGAGUUGUUGUGAAACUGUAAAAUUGUUGUAUAAAGCAUUCUACUACUUGCCUGGUGAUUGUGUCAUAG